Messenger RNA from Neoarius graeffei (lesser salmon catfish), 513 nucleotides. RefSeq names its product ribosomal protein S12 (gene rps12). Gene Ontology annotation, biological process: translation. Lineage: Eukaryota; Metazoa; Chordata; Actinopteri; Siluriformes; Ariidae. The coding region runs from base 89 to 487 and encodes 132 amino acids. The record is from RefSeq and is a predicted model, not a curated record. The transcript is spliced from 6 exons. Gene Ontology annotation, cellular component: cytosolic small ribosomal subunit; ribosome. Gene Ontology annotation, molecular function: structural constituent of ribosome.
ACAGUGUUGUCGCAAUUAUGACGUCCUUUUUACUCGCUGUCACAGGGACGACUGGAGUUUCAAGUCCAACGUCCAUCGCUAAUCAACAAUGGCCGAGGAAGGCAUCGCUGCUGGAGGUGUGAUGGAUGUGAACACCGCCCUGCCCGAAGUGCUGAAGACCGCGCUCAUCCAUGACGGACUCGCUCGUGGAAUCCGGGAGGCUGCUAAGGCUCUGGAUAAGCGCCAGGCUCACCUGUGUGUUCUCGCUGCUAACUGCGACGAGCCCAUGUACGUCAAGUUGGUGGAGGCCCUGUGCGCCGAGCAUCAGAUCAACCUCAUCAAGGUUGACGACAAUAAGAAGCUUGGUGAGUGGGUGGGUCUGUGCAAGAUCGACAGGGAGGGCAAACCCCGCAAGGUGGUGGGCUGCAGCUGUGUCGUCGUGAAGGACUACGGCAAAGAGUCUCAGGCCAAGGAUGUCAUCGAGGAGUACUUCAAAUCAAAGAAAUGAAGAACUGAAUAAAAGCCUUUAAGAGA